GGAAAAAUGAAAUAAUAGACCAUUCACAACUUUCAAACAGUCAACUUUGGGUGAAGUCUGAACUACUCCACUCAAGUGAAGACGCCCAAUUCCCAAAUUCUAAAAUCCAGUCAAGCAAGGCUGUCACUCUGUCACCCAACACCCAACACCCAACACCACCGUCCACCACCGUCCACCACUACGGCUGCAGAUCACCGCCAUUAGCAUAAGCAGCUGAACCCUAAUUUACAGAAUAAUUACAAUUACAAUUGCAAUUCCAUACGUUUGAUUUGUAUCCGGCAGCUUAGCAUGGGACUACUUUGCAGCAAGCAUCAACAUUCCACCAAACCUGAUGCUGAAAAUGCCCAGGCAACAGAGAUAGAAAGAAGGAUUGAGCGAGAGACUAUUGCUGAAAAGCAUAUUCAGAAACUCUUAUUACUUGGUGCUGGAGAGUCCGGAAAGUCAACAAUAUUUAAGCAGAUUAAACUUUUAUUUCAGAUGGGAUUUGAUGAUGCAGAGUUGAACAGCUAUACACCCGUUAUUCAUGCCAAUGUCUAUCAGACUAUCAAAUUAUUGAUUGAUGGUUCCAAGGAACUGGCUCAAAAUGAAACAGAUUCUUCAAAGUAUAGCUUGUCCCCUGAUAACAAGGAAAUUGGGGACAAGCUGUCAGAAAUUGGGGGCAGGUUGGACUAUCCACAACUCACCAAAGAACUUUCUGAGGAAAUAGAAAAAAUAUGGAAUGAUCCGGCAAUUCAGGAAACUCAUGCCCGCAGCAGCGAACUCCAACUUCCAGACUGUGCCAAUUAUUUCAUGGAACACCUAGACAGACUUUCUGAUGUAAAUUAUAUCCCUACAAAGGAAGAUGUUCUCUAUGCCCGAGUCCGCACAACAGGUGUUGUUGAGAUCCAGUUCAGUCCAGUUGGAGAAAAUAAGAAAAGUGGUGAGGUAUAUAGACUUUUUGAUGUUGGAGGCCAAAGAAAUGAGCGAAGAAAGUGGAUCCAUCUUUUUGAAGGUGUUACAGCAGUAAUCUUUUGUGCUGCUAUAAGCGAUUAUGAUCAAAUGCUCUAUGAGGAUGAGAACAAGAAUCGGAUGGUUGAAACUAAGGAGCUUUUUGAGUGGGUCUUGAAGCAGCGCUGCUUUGAGAGAACAUCCAUCAUGCUGUUCCUGAACAAGUUUGAUAUUUUCGAGAAGAAGGUUCAGAAAGUUCCACUAAGUACAUGCGAAUGGUUUAAGGAUUACCAGCCAGUUUCGUCUGGACAACAAGAGAUUGAGCAUACCUACGAGUUUGUUAAGAAGAAAUUUGAGGAGCUCUAUUACCAAUGCACUGCCCCUGAUCGUGUUGAUCGAGUUUUCAAGAUUUACAGAACAACUGCUCUUGACCAGAAGCUUGUAAAGAAGACUUUCAAACUGCUAGAUGAGACUCUCAGAAGGAGAAACCUUGUUGAGGCAGGUUUGUUAUGAUACAGAAUGGCAUUUCGGUGUGAGUUUGUUAAUAGUAUUUGGUUCUGGGGGGUUCUGAUCAUAUGUUGAAGUGUCAAAUUGAAUUAAUUAAAAGAGGGACCAGAAUUUUUUGACACCAAAUUUGACUACUGUCUUUACACUACAUUACUUUUAGAGAUUACAGUGUUGAGUCCACAUGUUUGAAGUUUGAACUCUCUGUUACAUAUAUUGUCUUGCCUCCAUCCUGUUGGAGCGCCAGAAUACCUUGUAGCUUAAUAUUUCAAUCAGAAGAUUAUUUAUUGGCCGCUAAGAA
Molecule: messenger RNA, 1732 nt
Organism: Spinacia oleracea (spinach)
Lineage: Eukaryota; Viridiplantae; Streptophyta; Magnoliopsida; Caryophyllales; Amaranthaceae
Product: guanine nucleotide-binding protein alpha-1 subunit
Exons: 14
Coding region: 289-1440 (383 amino acids)
Biological process (GO): adenylate cyclase-modulating G protein-coupled receptor signaling pathway
Cellular component (GO): cytoplasm; heterotrimeric G-protein complex
Molecular function (GO): guanyl nucleotide binding; GTPase activity; G-protein beta/gamma-subunit complex binding
Source: RefSeq, a predicted model, not a curated record